Amphiprion ocellaris (clown anemonefish) is the source of this 2493-nucleotide messenger RNA. RefSeq names its product growth hormone secretagogue receptor type 1-like. The coding region runs from base 1 to 1344 and encodes 447 amino acids. Gene Ontology annotation, molecular function: growth hormone secretagogue receptor activity. Gene Ontology annotation, cellular component: plasma membrane. The transcript has 5 exons. Lineage: Eukaryota; Metazoa; Chordata; Actinopteri; Pomacentridae. Gene Ontology annotation, biological process: hormone-mediated signaling pathway; G protein-coupled receptor signaling pathway. The record is from RefSeq and is a predicted model, not a curated record.
AUGGUUGCAGCUUGCUGGCUUCACUUAGCAUUAGCAGUAUGCGUGACUGUGAUUUACAUUCCACUGAUGCUCUUUGGCCUUCUGGGGAACAUCUUAACGAUUCUGGUGGUUUGGCUUCGUCCGUACAUGAGAAGCUCCACCUACCUGUACCUGAGCAGCAUGGCUGUGAGUGAUCUGCUGAUACUCCUGCUGCUGCCUCUGGAUCUGUAUAAGCUUUGGAGGCCCAGACCCUGGCCCUUGGGAGACCUCGUCUGUAAGCUGACCAUGUUCCUGUCAGAGUGCUGCACCUUCUGCACCAUCCUUCAUAUCACCUUCCUCUCCCUGGAGAGGUACCUGGCAGUCUGCUGGCCGAUAACAGCCAAGACGGUGGUGACACGACGCAGAACCAAGGCCGUCAUUGGCUGCCUCUGGCUGGGUGCCGCUGUCAGCGCUGCCCCGGUGUUGAUUAUGGUCGGAGUGGAAGAAGUCGGGGGAGAGGAGCUCGGGCUCAGCCAGUGGAGGGAAGACGGAGGGUGGACAGGCAUGGAUGGAGAACCCCGAGGAAUAAUGUUAGGUGAAGGGGAAAGAAGUGAACACAUGGCCUUGAUAGACGGAGGAUUAGACGGAAUAAAGUGGGGAGAAAAAGAGACACAGAGAUGGAGUGAAAGAGUUGGAGAGCUGGAACUGUUCAGAGACAAAGCAGGAGAUGUAAAAGAAAGGAAACAAGGGGAUGAAGGGGAAAUGACAAAUGAAAAACAAGAAGGAGGUGAAGAAGAAGGAAAGAUGGAAUUUAAGGGAGAGCUGCAGAAUAAAAAGAAAGAAGAUGAAGGAGGAGGAAGGGAAGGAAGAGUGGAUGGAGGCGGUGUAGCAGAGAUGGACAGGAGGGAGUGCCGCUGCACACACCACGCCGUCACCUCCGGCCUGCUGUCGGCCAUGAUGAUCCUGUCCAACCUGUACUUCCUGGUGCCGCUCUGCAUCCUGGGACUGGUGUACAGCCUGAUUGGCCGGACUCUGUGGCUCCGCCCGAAAAGCAGCCGGAGAGACCAGAGUCACCGAAACACCGUCAAGAUGCUGGGAGUGAUUGUCUUGGCGUUUGUCGUGUGCUGGCUGCCCUUCCAUGUUGGUCGGACCAUAUACCCACACCAUGAUGCACACUUGGACUUUUUGUACUACCUGUCUCAGUACUUCAACCUCGUGUCCUCUGUCCUCUUCUACCUCAGUGCUGCCGUCAAUCCUUUACUGUACAACCUGAUGUCUGCCAGAUACAGACAUGCUGUGCACAGCCUCAUCCACACACACUCUCACACACAGGCUCACCACCUGCGCAGCACACUCACAGCGCGACACUCCACCACCACUUUGUAAGGGCGAGGACACACCGCAAGCAAAAAGGGAAACAAUCAAACCUUAGUUUAUUUAGGAUGACAGUGUGCUGCUGUAAAGUCCAUUAACAUGUAAAUCUCAGCAUGCUGACAUAUAGAAUUAAAGGGCAUUAAAAGGGCAUAUCGGUAUUUGUCAGUUAAUUGGUCUGUUGAGCCUAAGAAAGCAUUACUUUUAGUAGCUGAUUACUGUCAAUUAAUGGAUUAGAAGAUGUGUGAAUCAACUUGACAAAAAUGCACAAAAUGAUCACAAACAGAUCAAAAAGGCCCACAAAACAGUCUGAAAAUUACCAAAAAAAGAAACAAAAUGAGCACAAAGACACACAAAACAACCACAAAAAGACAUAAUAGGACCACAAAAACACACAAAUUGACAAAAAUGACACAAAGUGACCACAGAAAAACACAAAAUGACUCAGUGAGACAGAUAAUUAUCAGAUAAAGACACAAAAUGAUGAGAGAGACACACAAAAUAACUACAAAAAAUUGCAAAAUGACCACAAAAACACCUGAAAUGAUCACAAACAGAAUAAAAAUGGCCAAAAAAAGGCAGAAAAUUACCACAAAAAUGCACAAAAUGAUCACAAAAAGACCUGAAAUGACCACAAAAUGGACUGAAAAUGACCAGAAAAAAACCCAGUAUGGGCAGGUCAUGUGAUCUGGAAUUAACACACUUCCUUGAGAGGUGUUUUUGGAAUGGGUAAAUUGGUUGAAAGUGAUUUCUCAGACACAGAUAUAAUUUUUUAUUUUCCAUAUAAAAUUUGAUAUAUUGCCAAAAAAGAAAUAUCUGUCAUGAUUUUCUCAACUUAAUAAAAAGAACACAAUCACAACUAUUUCUGAAUCAGCUAAUUUUGUUAUUGUUUAGCUAAUUAGAAGGUGGCUGUUAUUAAAUUGGGACGGUUAUUUAGUUCACAUUUUAGUGAUAUCCAGUCAUGUUUUAUUAAUAAAUGAUUGUUUUCAUAGUAAAUAAUUAUGGAAUUUGUAAAGGCAUGAUCAUAAUGAACAUUAAAAACAUUAGUUUUUUUUUCAUUUUUAAUAAAAAUGUAUGCAAGAUAUAUCCCAUGGACUUCAAAAGCCCCUCAAUUAUAAAUUGACUCAAUUAAUAACAUUAAUAAUGGCUGGAUUCCAUUUUGGU